Aspergillus glaucus CBS 516.65 is the source of this 969-nucleotide messenger RNA. RefSeq names its product SIR2 family NAD-dependent protein deacylase. The transcript is spliced from 2 exons. The record is from RefSeq and is a predicted model, not a curated record. Lineage: Eukaryota; Fungi; Ascomycota; Eurotiomycetes; Eurotiales; Aspergillaceae. Gene Ontology annotation, molecular function: NAD+ binding; protein-malonyllysine demalonylase activity; protein-succinyllysine desuccinylase activity. Bases 1 to 969 code for a protein of 322 amino acids.
AUGGCCUCUUCAGCAAUCCCAGCAGCCGACCUCCAGUCCUUCACAACAUACCUGAAAGGAUGCAAGCGAAUCAUGGCCCUCCUGGGGGCAGGAAUCUCAGCCUCAUCUGGCCUUCCCACCUUCAGAGGUGCAGGAGGACUCUGGCGAUCCUACGAUGCGACGGAUUUGGCGACGCCUGAAGCUUUCAAGGACAAUCCGGACCUGGUGUGGCAGUUUUAUGGGUUUAGGAGGCAUAUGGCUCUCAAGGCGAAGCCAAAUCGCGCGCAUUACGCAUUGGCUGAUCUGGCGAGGAAGAAUAAGGACUUUAUUACUCUGUCGCAGAAUGUUGAUGGACUAUCGCAACGCGCGAACCAUCCCCCGGAACAGCUACAUCUCCUCCACGGCUCCCUCUUUACGAUAAAAUGCACCUCCUUCUACUGCAACUACGUCUCCGAGAACGACUUCACAGACCCCGUCGUCCCCGCCCUCGCAAUCCCCCAAAACAGGCCAGAACCCAUCCCUUCUACAGAAGACAAGACCGGCAAAGAAGCAGCCCAAGCAUUACAAAACGCUCUGGGCCUCGAAGACUCCGACGACCUCGACAUCUCCGACGAACAAGUCCCACUCCCCGCAUUACCAAUCGAAGUCCUCCCGCACUGCCCGAAAUGCAAAGAAGGCCUCCUCCGCCCGGGCGUGGUAUGGUUUGGCGAACCUUUGCCGACGCAAGCUCUCGGCGAGGUGGAUGGGUUUCUUAAGGCGGGGCCUGUCGAUCUCAUUCUGGUUAUUGGGACUAGCUCGAAGGUUUAUCCGGCGGCGGGGUAUGUGGAUGAGGCUCGGGCGAAGGGGGCUAGGGUCGCGGUUGUUAAUAUGGAUAGUAAUGAUGUUGGGAGGUCGGGGCUGAAGAAGGGUGAUUGGCUUUUUCAGGGGGAUGCAGGUGUUAUUGUCCCGGAGAUUUUGGGGUUUAUGGAUAGCGUUGAAUCGGCGCAGUGA